AUGAGGUAGCAGAGGAAAAAAUAUGCAACUGAGUUUGAACAUUCUGAAUCAGAGAACAAUCAACCCAAGAAAAAGAUAUUUAGUCUUAAGACGAUAGAAGCACAAAAAUAAUAAAAUUGGCAUAAAUUUAAGAGUUUCUUAGAGAAAUGCCUUAUCAUUGUUGGUGCUUUGAUUAUUAUUUGUAUGGGGCACAUCUAUGGAGCGAUAGCAAUCAUUCUUAUGUCAACUAUGAUCUAUAAUAAUGUGAUUAGCGAGAAAAGGAAAGAGGAUCAAUCAAAGCUCGCAUCUUUAUAAUGGAUUGACUGGUAUGCUUAUCUGAGGGAUGAUUGGAUCCAUUUUCACAUUGGUUGGUUUUAUAGCAAUCAUUUUCUCUUUGAAGAAAGGAAUAUCUAAACUGAUGUUGAGGAAGAUAGGUUGGACUCUGAUCGUACUGACAUUUGUAUUCUAUUCCCGUUACUCUGUGUUCCAAUAAAUACUCUUUGUGCUAGUAUAAUUGGUAUUACAAUUGGUUAUACUCCUUUGAAUAGAAAUUUACCUUCAAAGACAAUAGAAGGUUACAUAGGUGGACUAGUACUUACUUGCAUAUUUGCUUUCUUUAGAGAAUUAUCGUUUGCUAUUUUUGAAGGAAUAUAGUGCGAAAUUCCUGAUCUUUACAUUAAGAAAAAUAUGGAAAUAAAUUUCCUUACUGAAUAUGUAGGCUAUUUCAAAAUUUAUGCCUCACCAGCUCAAAUUCACUCAAUCUUUUUAAGUAUUUUUGCCUCGUUAUUAUCUCCAUUUGCUCAAUUCUGCAUAAUUGGCUUAAAAAAGGCAUUUAGAAUAUAGGUUAAUGAGUAGCUAGAUGAAACUGGGAGCCUCGAAGAAGCUGUGAAUGAUAUUUUUAGAGUUCAAGGAGUUUUGGCUGUAAAUGUAUUUAUAUACAUAACUUAGAUGGUAUUCAGAUCAGCUGUAACACUCGAAAAAGUAGUCUAAUAUAUAGACUAGCUGAACAAUGAAGAUAAGAUCAAACUGAUGGAAAUCAUAAACCUUUCUAUUCAUAAUUAAUCUACUUUAGGAGUAUGA
Messenger RNA from Stylonychia lemnae, 1059 nucleotides. NCBI's taxonomy places the organism in Eukaryota, Ciliophora, Spirotrichea, Sporadotrichida, Oxytrichidae. The record is from the annotation of a GenBank genome assembly.